Messenger RNA from Sitophilus oryzae (rice weevil), 1829 nucleotides. RefSeq names its product solute carrier family 41 member 1-like. Gene Ontology annotation, cellular component: plasma membrane. The record is from RefSeq and is a predicted model, not a curated record. NCBI's taxonomy places the organism in Eukaryota, Metazoa, Arthropoda, Insecta, Coleoptera, Curculionidae. The coding region runs from base 228 to 1661 and encodes 477 amino acids. The transcript is spliced from 2 exons. Gene Ontology annotation, molecular function: monoatomic cation transmembrane transporter activity. Gene Ontology annotation, biological process: monoatomic cation transport.
GUGUUUGACGUUUCGUGUAUGGAGUGUAGAGGUACUACCUCUACGCUCCAUAGUUUCGUGUUUAAAUAUAAGUAUUUGGUUCUAGGAUUUUAUGCAUAUUUUUGUUAUCUUAAACGUUUAAAGACUAGCCGAGAAUGUCAGUUUGUCGCGGUUCGUUUUCGUCGAAGCAUCCACCUUUAUUCUGUUCGCAAUGUUGACAAAUCCGCAAAAAAGUUUAAAUAAACACCAUGGAUUCCACAUUAAAAAAAAGAAAAUUCAAUAAGGAUCGUCAAUUUUUAAACUCUAUGAUGGUGGGAAAUGAAAAUGAAGUUGAAGAGGAUGGCAGUGAAUACCCAUCUGAUACUUCAAUACUGCUCAACAGGGGAUCAACCAAAGAAACUGUGGUUUUAUUUCAAAAAGAAUCAGUAUGGGCGACAGCAAUACAAAUGUUCAUACCUUUCCUCCUUGCUGGAUUUGGAAUGGUUGCAGCAAGUCUACUGUUAGAUAAAGUACAACAUUGGCCAGUGUAUCAAAAUGUGUCUGAAGUUUAUAUUUUAGUACCUGCAUUGCUAGGCUUAAAAGGCAAUUUGGAGAUGACUUUGUGUUCAAGGCUGUCUACUCACGCUAAUUUAGGACAUUUAGAUAGUAAAAAGCAAAAGACUAGUUUAAUUGUAGGGAACAUAGCUUUAAUAUUAUGUCAAGCAAUUGUUGUUGGGUUUUUGGCCUCACUUGCCGCUGUAGUGUUUGGGUGGAUUCCAAAAGGAAUUGUUAACAUUCAACAUGCCCUACUUUUAAGUGCCAGUAGUAUAGUCACAGCCUUUGCGGCUAGUUUUGUGCUCGGAUUGGUGAUGGUGGGUGUAAUAAUUUUCUCUCGGCAUUUUCAUAUCAAUCCUGACAAUGUAGCUACUCCUAUAGCAGCCGGUUUGGGUGACCUAACAACUCUCGCAGUUUUAUCAUACUUUGCCUCAUUGUUUUAUAGAACUAUUGAUAGUCAUCCCUGGUUAACCCCAACAUUAAUUGUUUUAGGUUUAGGUUUGGUUCCUUUAUGGGCUUAUAUAGCUAGUGAAAAUAAAUAUACGCGUGAAGUAUUGUUUUCUGGGUGGAGUCCAGUUAUAUCAGCCAUGAUAAUAAGCAGUGCUGGUGGACUUAUUUUAGAUUUUACUGUGUCACAGUUCAAGGGGGUUGCAGUAUUUCAAUUAAUUAUUAAUGGGGUAGGUGGUAAUUUAGUGGCUGUUCAAGCUAGUCGCAUAUCAACUGAGUUGCAUAGUCAAGGUGAGCCUGGUUACCUCCCUGAAACGAUGCAAGUGUGCAUUAGUCCAUGUUCCGCGUUCUGUGAUGAGAAAAAAACCAGCCAUACAGGUACAGCAAAGAUGCUCAUGCUCAUGGUUGUUCCUGGUCAUUUAAUUUUCUCAUAUAUGAUUAGUUACUUGCAAGCUGGCCAUACUUCAUUUACUAUAAUUUUUAUGGCUGUUUACUUAUCGGCGGCGCUGUUACAAGUAUUUUUAUUACUUUAUAUCGCUCAAGUACUGACUUUGAGCAUGUGGCGGGCUGGUGUUGAUCCCGAUAAUUCUGCCAUUCCUUACUUAACGGCUUUAGGUGACUUAUUAGGGACUAUGCUUCUCGGAAUCGCCUUUCAAUUCCUUUAUCUUAUUGGCGAUGGAGAUAGCGAUGUGGGAGAUUAAUUUUAAAAUGUUUAUAUGUAUAUUGUAAAUCAUAAAUUUUAAUGUAUAAAAAAAUAUUUUAAUUGUUACAUCCCUGUCUGAACGAUUGUUAACCAGAAGGAGAUAUUUUGUAUUUGUUUAAUUAAUUUUUUAUGAAGAGAAGAUUAAAUAAAUCACGUCUUAUCGUUA